CCGGGUUUCAGCAGUCCGCUCGAGCCUCAGCGCCUUCAACACGCACUCAAACACACGCGCGCGCGCGCGGAGAUAUACACGCACUCGCAGGAGCGCGCGCGCACACUCACGCCAAGGCGGCUCGCUCGCAGCAUCGAUCGCUGUGGCUCCUUUAAGAAGAAGAAGAGAAAAAAAAACUAAGGCAGAAUUAUCAGCCCACCUCCUGCUCUCCGUCUCAUUUAGACGCCUUUUUUUCCCUCUCCCUCUCUCUCUCUUUUUUGUUUUGCAUAAAGAAGAAAAGAGAGAGGGAAAAAACAACUCGAGAGAGUGAGAGAGAGAGAGAGAGAGAGAGAGGCUGUGAGCGCGUCGUGCUCGUGAGCAUUUGAGCGGUUCUCGCGCGGCGUGUGCGAACCGGCGGAGGCACAGCGGAGGAUCAUCAUUCAUUCAGCACUUUGACAAGCUUCGCCUUUUUGACUGACAGCCGGAGCGGCGAGAAAGAGAGAGAGAGAGAAAGAGGGAGAGAGAGAGAGAGAGACCGAGAGAGAAAGAAGGGAGGAAAGACAGACAGAAAAAAGCCAUGGGACUCGCUAGUUUUCUUUGAGGCUCUGUUUCCACAUCGAUCCGGUUUGGCAGAGAAGCUCGGCGGUGCGGAGAGGAGCUGCUGGCCGAAGUUGAGCGUCCAGGACCGGCUUCGUCGCACGAAAGACGCGCUUGGAUUUUUUUUGUGCUUCUCCUUCUUCCUUUUUGUGGAUUUGGCGUGUCUCCGUUCUUCUCCACGCUGGCCUCUUAGGGAAUAUAUCUCGCCUUGAACGAGUCCGAGGGAGCGUGGAGGGCGAUGGCGCAGAGGUACGAAGACCUGCCCCACUACGGCAUGGACGGGGUAGGGAUCCCCACCACCAUGUACGGGGACCCCCACGGCGCGCGCUCCAUGCAGGCGGUGCACCUGAACCACGGCGCGCAGCUGCACGCGCACCAGUACGCGCACGCGGCUCACCCCAACGCCAUGGCGCCGGGCAUGGGCAGCUCGGUGAACGACGCGCUGAAGAGGGACAAGGACGCCAUUUACGGGCACCCUCUAUUUCCACUGCUAGCACUGAUUUUUGAGAAAUGUGAAUUAGCGACAUGCACCCCCAGAGAGCCCGGGGUGGCGGGAGGAGAUGUUUGCUCCUCUGAGUCCUUCAAUGAAGACAUAGCAGUGUUUGCAAAGCAGAUCAGAGCAGAAAAGCCAUUAUUCUCAUCAAAUCCCGAGCUGGACAAUUUGAUGAUUCAAGCCAUUCAGGUUUUACGUUUUCACCUGUUGGAGCUGGAGAAGGUGCACGAGCUCUGCGACAACUUCUGCCACCGCUACAUCAGCUGCUUGAAGGGCAAAAUGCCCAUCGACCUGGUCAUCGACGAGAGAGAAGGAGGCUCCAAGUCCGACAGCGAAGAGAUCAGCAGAUCCUCAGGGCCGCUCGAUCAGACCUCAUGGAACAGAGACCAUGACGACACAGCGUCCACACGCUCCGGGGGCACACCGGGACCCUCCAGCGGCGGACAUACAUCGCACAGUGGCGACAACAGUAGUGAACAAGGCGAUGGGCUGGACAACAGUGUGGCCUCCCCCAGCACAGGCGACGACGAUGACCCAGACAAGGAAAAGAAGAGGAAUAAAAAACGCGGCAUCUUCCCCAAAGUAGCAACCAACAUCAUGCGGGCAUGGCUCUUCCAGCACUUGACGCACCCCUACCCAUCAGAAGAACAGAAAAAACAACUGGCACAAGACACCGGUCUUACCAUACUACAAGUGAACAACUGGUUCAUAAAUGCGAGAAGGAGAAUAGUGCAGCCAAUGAUCGACCAGUCCAACCGAGCAGUAAGUCAAGGAGCUCCCUACAACCCAGAUGGUCAGCCCAUGGGAGGCUUCGUGAUGGACGGCCAGCAGCACAUGGGAAUCAGACCACCUGGUCUGCAGGGCAUGCCAGGGGACUACCUGUCUCACAGCGGCCCGAUGGCCAUGGGCAUGGGCCAGCCGGCCUACGGCGGCCCCCAGCUCCCCCACCACUCCAGCCAGCUGCGGCCUGGGCCUCCCAUGCGUUCUUACAUUCCUGGACACCCCCAGCACUCAGCGAUGUUGAUGCAUGGAGGACCGCCCCACCCUGCCAUGCCCAUGUCAGCCUCCAGCCCCCCCAUGCUUCCCCCAGGAGACCCCACCAUGGGCGGACAAGUCAUGGACAUCCACGCCCAGUAGUUUGCUACCAACGGAUCCUCGAAACGGCCACGCUCGAGACAGGGAACUGCGAUUGGUUUGUUUCUGGUGCUUCACCCAGCAAAUAUUACAUGCUGACUUGCUGCAGAAACUGAGGAGGCUCUUCAUUCUUAAGCGCAGACUCAGUUUAAAAAAAGAAGCCUGCGUCUGCACACCAUGGGACACUUACAGAGGAUGUGCCCUUUGCCAAGAAUCAAACCAAGAGAAAGAGAAAGAUUGAAAUUAUUACUAUAUCAGCUCCUAAGGGGGAGGAGGAGAAUCUGUAUACUGUUGUAAAAUUACAUUUGGACUCAUAUGAGAACUGGGAAUUAAGUAUUGUAAAUGCUAUCGUAUUGUUCUGCAUAUUAUGUUGUUUCUAAUAGAUUUUUUAAAAAAGGAUGUGAACUUUUUUUCUUUCCACACUAUGUGUGUGCCAUCUCCAUAGACUUUUGACCUCCUCCCUAAAUCACCUUGCGUUUAAAAAGAAAAAAAAUAUGUGAAUAAAUCAAUAAUUGGUUGAAGCGUU
Molecule: messenger RNA, 2729 nt
Organism: Pygocentrus nattereri (red-bellied piranha)
Lineage: Eukaryota; Metazoa; Chordata; Actinopteri; Characiformes; Serrasalmidae
Gene: meis1b
Product: Meis homeobox 1 b
Exons: 12
Coding region: 815-2206 (463 amino acids)
Biological process (GO): positive regulation of cell population proliferation; positive regulation of transcription by RNA polymerase II; eye development
Molecular function (GO): DNA-binding transcription activator activity, RNA polymerase II-specific; RNA polymerase II cis-regulatory region sequence-specific DNA binding
Source: RefSeq, a predicted model, not a curated record